GUGCUCGACGUUCUUCACGAUGGAAGGCGACCAACAACAGCAAGAUGACUGGGUAAAUAGCCGCAAGAACCGUCUCCCGUCUUUUACCGAGGUGCUUUCGAGGAGGACGAGACCGCCUGUUGACCUGUUCAUGUUCUAUCUUUUCUUGCAAAGAGAGGGGGCCGAGGACAUCCUUGAUUUCUGGCUUGAUGUUCAGCAGCACGAAAAUCUGUGUCGAGCGUACUUCAAGGAUGUGCGUAAGUCGGGACGAACAAUCAAGGAAGACUGGCCGCAGUAUUGGGACUAUGCUCGACGACGAGGGUCCAUCUACGGCACAGUCGUCGGUCUCAACCCGCAUACGGGCACCAAACGGAGCACCGCGAGCACCGGUGAGAUGCUCUCUGAACAGGAUAAAUACCUUCUCGCCGCGGCCGGCGACGAGAAGGCCGGACGCUCAACGAGCCCGCGCUCUCCUUCCCCCGAUCCUCGCCUGCUUGCAUCCACGUCUCCCGCCACGGCCGUUGAGCACGAUCAACAGCCGCGCUCAUCCACCCCUUUCUCCCUCUCCGGCCGCACACCGACACUCUUCCAUAAACGGGCCUCGCGCGCACCGACGAUCAUUCCUCGUUCUGCGGCCAUAACCCGUCUCGACCUUAUCGCUUCCGCCGAACGCAUCUUCCUCCGUUACCUCUCUCCUGCAGGUGCCGCACCCGGUUCGGGCGAGUCGCACGAGAUCUACCUCCCGCCGUCGCUACGUAUACACAGCUUCCCACUGAAUAGCACGCAGGAGCCGCGCUCGCAAACAGAGCUCGCACUGAUGGCGCAAGUCCCAGACAUGUUUCAUUCGCAGAAGGAGUACUGUUUUCGUGCGAUGGAGCAGGACGCUUUCCCGCGGUUCCUGCGGGCAAAAGCAUUCGGCAAUCUCACGCCCGUGUCGGCACUCGUGCGGCUCGUUGCAGGGCUCGUCAUCCUUUGGAUCGCCCUGGCUGUUGCAUUUUCGCUGGUCUUCUUGGAUGUGAAGCCUAAAUCUGUCCGGUUCUUCCUCUUCAUCCCCUUCGCAUUCGCCGUCCUCUUCCUUAUCUCCCAUCAGUACGAACUCGACCCCAUCCUUGUCUUUUUAGGUCAGUCCGAAACGACGCCCUUCCGCACGUUGCAUAUCCGCGAGCCAUAUGUCAAGAAGCUUCUCCUCGGCCGAGCUGUCUGGGUGACCAUCCUUGUCGCCGCCUGUGUCACCGCUCUCACGCUCAUUUUCUGGGCCGUGCCCGGCCAUCGACUGUGACUGUAACCGUUCCGCCCUGGCUCUCGCCCGACAUCCGUCACACGUCGAGCAUAUAUGAUGCUCAUAUCCAAAUGCCGCUCUCGCUCUGCGGUCCUCCCUCCCUCCUCUUAUACUUCACCCCCAUUUUCUAUUUCUUCGCUCCUUCCGUGUCGAUAUCGAGCUAGCCUAGAAAGCCUGUGUACGGGAUACCGAGACCAACCAAACGCUGAUACUGGUACACGAUCGAUACCUAGAACUUGACGAUGCACCCGACUGCCCGCGUAACUUAAUAUCCUUCCCUUCCCUGUUGAAUAAAUAUCUUCAUACCUUUACACAUACCUUGCCCCGUUCAUACCUUCGCCGUCUUCCUAUACCCUUUAGCCUUUAUUCUUCUCACUUGUACCUCGCUUCUUCUGCAACGCUCCCCCCGCCGCUCCUUUAGUCGCAUGGACUAUUCGCUCCCCCCUGCCCCGUCCCGCCUCCUCCCUGACUAUCGCUGCCUGCCUGAUUUAUUUAAUUAUAGGUUUUUCUUGACGAACAUGAAGCAUAUGAGGAUUG
Heterobasidion irregulare TC 32-1 is the source of this 1795-nucleotide messenger RNA. RefSeq lists its product as uncharacterized. Gene Ontology annotation, biological process: intracellular protein localization. Gene Ontology annotation, cellular component: plasma membrane. NCBI's taxonomy places the organism in Eukaryota, Fungi, Basidiomycota, Agaricomycetes, Russulales, Bondarzewiaceae. The coding region runs from base 20 to 1258 and encodes 412 amino acids. The transcript is spliced from 3 exons. The record is from RefSeq and is a predicted model, not a curated record.